CCUUCCCCAUCCUCCCUCUCUCCCUUGGCUCAAACGGCCACUAUGCCGCCUCAAGGGUCCCAGUCGCAGCACAAGAGGAACCUUGCGGUCAAACGCCAGGACGGCGAGCCCCUCACGCGCGUCGACCUCCAGUAUGACAUGUUGAACGCUAUCUUCAACGACAAGCACGCGGUCUUUACCGACCCUCAUACGACCAUUCGCGGCGAUCCCGCCGGUACACUGGUCACAUUCCGCGACCUCUACGUCAAUGCUCUGAUUCAUUCGCCGAAAUGCUCCAAGGCGUCCCGAGACAAGAUCAGGGAAUCCCCGGAAUUUGGUAAUGAGUUCGCGAUGAUCUCCCUUCUUUCAAACGUAGGCCGCAUCAAUACGACCAUGGCUUUCUUUCCUGAGAUGAAGACAGCUCUCCGGACAUAUCAUCCUGUGCCGGCACUGCAGCGAACAAACGGCAACCUGCAGGAUGCUCCUCGAAUCAAGAACAUAUUGAAGUCUUGCUUCAUACCUGGCGAGGAGCAGGGCAUGUACAGUACUCCAAGCGACGUGCUCGCACGGUCUCGCUCUCGUAAGAUACCCCCCACGAGCAUUGUCAACCUCAUCUUUGUCUUCUCCAGUCACUCUCCUACCAUUGCUCGUAGCCACUUCCCACCGCGUGCCGGGGUCGACUUCUUGGAUUUGUUCACGCCCGUGCGCAUCUCUUCACAGUCGCGCGCACGAGCGUUUCUCUGGCUUUGCUACCACUAUCACGAAGCCCCUUCUCCCAAUCCAUUUUCCGACGCCAAUUCCGAGGACUUUCCGGAUCGAGUACCUCCCCUAAUUCGACUCACCGACGCAGAGGCCCAGGCAGAGAACAUUGACUCCGCAGAGGAGCACCAACGAGGCUUUGACAUGACAGACCUGCGGAAGCGCUUUUUGGAGACUCAAGCCAGAGGAGAGUAUUCCAGGGAUCCAGACCUCGACCUCACGAGACCUCAGGCCGGAGAACCUACAGGGCGCGGCAAGGGUAAAGGGAAGGAUCUUGUUCAAACAGGCUCCGGAUCCAGAAUACGAGAAGCGUCUCCUGCCGAUAGCCAAUAUUCGGCCCUAUAUCCUCUUAGGGACGAGGACAUGCUUGAGGGACCCGGACGGCCUCUUCUGAGACGCCUUCCAUCACCUCAACCUCACCAUUCCCCCGAUCGUCGCCAUCUCGCUUCCCCGCUCCAGCGACAUCCCCUGCACGGCCACUUGGGAACGAGCUCUUUUCCUCGUGCAGUGGCAGACCCCUAUCCCCGGCGACCUCCGAGCCCCAGUGCUGAGCUAUCGCAAUCCAGUAAUGGCAAGCCCCUGCGGACCCAAUUACGCAAGCAUCGAGGACAUGCUUCUCAUGCGCCAUUGUUUCUUCAUGAACCCUACCAAUAUGCUCCUCGGAUUCCUCGCCCCGCACUCGUUCCUCCGAAGCAUGCCCCGACAUCUCCUGACACCCCGAAGCGGACCAUGCUUGAACAGGCGUGGCAUGUCUCAAUGACAAGUGACCCGUUGUUGGACUCCGACGACGAGGUAUUCGCUGAUGAGAAUACCCGGCUGGACUACGUGCUGCGUCUGCGCAUAAUCAGUCGGCUGCGCGGCAAAGAACCUACACCUCCGCGGGACGUGGCGCCUUACGGCGUGAACGCUGUGAACCCAAUAGUUGUGCCGUUGGGCGCUCGGUGAGCCUAGGUCAUCCGUCCUGUGUCCGCAACCCGGCACUUCUUUCUCAAACAAGAGGACGCAAAAACAGGGGGAUGCGCAGCCUGCCAUCUCGCAGACCUCUUCGUGCUUACCAUGUCCUCUCUUCAUCGAUGUCCCCCUUGUCAGUAUACAUAACCCACAUCACUAUCGCAUCAAGCUGUUCGGUCUCAACAUUACUUCUGGGCCCAUGUAAUCUCCCUCGACUCCCCUCGCUUUUCCGAAGCGCGUACGUCUCUAGGCUUCAUGCCGACGAUACCCUCUAUCUAUUGACUUCGCAUCAUGUAGUAUUCGG
Dichomitus squalens LYAD-421 SS1 is the source of this 1993-nucleotide messenger RNA. RefSeq lists its product as uncharacterized. The record is from RefSeq and is a predicted model, not a curated record. Gene Ontology annotation, cellular component: Ino80 complex. The coding region runs from base 43 to 1683 and encodes 546 amino acids. NCBI's taxonomy places the organism in Eukaryota, Fungi, Basidiomycota, Agaricomycetes, Polyporales, Polyporaceae. The transcript is spliced from 8 exons.